Molecule: messenger RNA, 3762 nt
Organism: Anastrepha ludens (Mexican fruit fly)
Lineage: Eukaryota; Metazoa; Arthropoda; Insecta; Diptera; Tephritidae
Gene: qtc
Product: protein quick-to-court
Exons: 9
Coding region: 525-3332 (935 amino acids)
Source: RefSeq, a predicted model, not a curated record
GAUUCAGUUGCAUUUUGUUGCCGGAUGAGCGCUGUUGCUCUCGUAGUGAAAACAUGAAGUGAAUAUUGGAAAGCGGGAUUUAAAUCAGCAAAAACUACAAAAAAAAAAGAUUCAAUUAUUAUAAUUUGCUGGAACAAUCUAUAUUUAUGAAUUAAGAAUUUGCAAAAAAUAGUAAACUCCUACAAUUUGAUUUUAACUUAUGUGUGUGCACGUAUGUAUGUACAUGUGCAAAAAUAUUUACUUACGUAUGUAUGUAUGAUGUAUGUGCGGUUUGUCGUGCAUUGAUUGCUGACGAUGCAAGUUGUCAAAUAAGUGAUUACGAUUGCGGUUAAAGAAGAAAACGAAGAUACAAACAAAUUCUCAGUUUUUCAAUCUUAUUAUUGUUGCGUCUCAUAUGAAAUACCAAUUCUCUCUAAUGCAUAAAAAGACAUAUUUGCGGUCUGAUGUGUAUAGCAAGUCAAAUAUUAUCAGAUUCACUUAAAAUCUUAUCAGCAACAAGUCGCAUGCAUUGACGUGACCAAUUAAUGACAUCAUUGUCAAUAGCAAAGACAUCGACAGUCGAAACGUCAUUAGUUGCGACAACAACAGACACUGGAGAGGAAUUAGACGAGAUGGCUGAGACGAGUGCCGCCGAGGUGGAGGCAAAGCAAAAAAUAGAAAAGGAAGGCAAACUGAUAAACAACAAUAACCCAAUAACCGAUAUUGUAAAAGAAACUAAUGCAAUGACGGUUAAACCAACACCAACAACAGAAACAGUUUCAGUGAGUGCAGUAACAAAACAUAUGCCAGCUACAGCAACAGCAACACCACAAUUCGCUAGUGCGAGUAAAAUACCGCACUUACAACAGCAGCAAUCACCGCUGUACACACAUGGCAGAGAGUUGAAACAGUUAUUGCACUCACCCGAUCCAUUUCGGCGCUCCGUGUCAUUGCGCAUGCGCGGCUCAAAAUCGAACCUAUUCAACAAUUAUGGCAGUCAGUAUCUGGAAAUGGAACGUAACACGCGCCAUUUGAGCAACAUAACAGCACCGACUCCGAACACAACGAAUACCCACUACCACCCACUGACAGGAGUGCUGGAACAACGACAGCAACAACAACACCAUCAGUCACUGCAACGUGACACACACGAACGCUACCCCAUCACAGCCGGUUCGUUUGGGGGUGCAGCCACGCGUCGCAAGGCCGUAGUAUUGCUUGGUUCAGCUGUAUCUACGCAAACACCCGCUGCCACAGUUGGCAAUCUGACGCGCUCGCAAUCGUUGCGUCGAAGUUACCUAAAUUACAAUUAUUAUUCACAGCAAAAAUUGACCAAAACGGAUGCAAUAAAGGAGAAAAGUGCUGGAGGCGUCACAAAAGUUGGCUCUGGAGCUGAAACUGGAGCUGAUGCAGCAAUUACAGGAAUUGUAGUUGCUGAUAAUGUGGCGCCUCUUAAACAAAAUACUCAGCGUGAGAUACAGCAGCCUGCUGGUGGUGAAAAUUGUGCCGUCCCAAAUGGUAGUGUGCAAGGAAAUGAUAUAACGUACAAAGAAGAUGGGUUUGGAGAGAAGAGAAGGAUUGACAAGGAUAUGCAGAGAAUGGGAUAUUUGUUGACGCUGGGAGUUACGAGUUCUAUUGAUUUUUUGACGCCUGUAUCGCAAAAUUUUUCUUUGAAUCUGAACGGUAGCGGCGGAGAACGAUCGACAACUACAACGAAAUCAACAGCAACAGUAGCAGCUGCAGCAGCAGUCGCAGGUACUCCAACAGGAAACGGAAGCGACGCCAAUAGGAUAGCACCAGUUACACCGAAAACUCCUAAUAACGUUGCGGUCACUACGCGCUACGUAAAAUCAUCGCCUACGACUGCACAGGAAACGAAAUUAACACCAAAGACACCGCCUGUCACACCAGAUUCGCCGUGUACGUACCUGGAUGAUGAUUUAGAUUCGAUGUAUUCAUUUGCGACCACCACUUCUGGCCGUUCGACUAUGUCCUGUGAGCAUCCGUAUGUUGCACGCAAUGGUACUACAUUCAGCGGCCGCAAGAUGAAAUAUGUGGUUCAUUGCUCCAACUAUGCUGGUCAAGUGGGACCCGAUUAUUUAACGCCCACUCAGCGUGCUGCACGUCAUAUACGUCGUCUCAAGGAGCUGCUAUGCCUUGCACGACAAGAUCUUGAGCAAAAAGAUUCGGAGAUAUUGCGUCUUACACGCGAAGUUGUUGAGUUGCGCUUGUUCAAAGCAUCGCUCAGCUCACCCGAGGAGCGGUCUGCAUCUAGCGAUGCGGUCACUGUACGCGAAGCCGAACUGAAAACGUCGCAAGAUGUCUCGCCAAUUGUUGAUAUGGUCGAUGAUGCGACCAAAUCGAGUCCACGUCAUAUACCUAAUCAACAUCAUCUUCAUACACAUAGCCAGCAUUUACAUCACACUACACAGUUGACGUCGGAAAUGCAAAGUUCCUUUGCCGAUUCGGGUCAUUUUGAAGAUCUCUCGGUUCACUCGAAGGACUCUUAUGCAGCCCACACGCAGGAUAUCGCAUGUGGCAGUGAUGAAGCAAUAGAUCCGGCAGAGGCAGGUGGUCAUGAAGCUUGUGCGACUGGUGGCGAUGAGGAGGACUAUACUGCCACCAUCAAGAACUACGAGCUGCAACGUCAAGAGCUUAUACGCAUGUAUGAACAGAAGAUUGAAGAGUUGAUUCGUACACAGGAUGGGGCUAGUAGCGAGAUGAAACGUUCACAUAACGACAAAGUGGAGGCGUUACUGCAAAAGCUUGCUGAGUGCAAUACACGGUAUGCGGACAUUGUGCCCGACUAUGAGCACGCCAAAGAACGGAUUAGAGAGUUGGAAAAGCAAUUGGAAGACUUACAGCGUAAGCUGGCCGAACACGAGGAAAAGCAGAACAAAAUGUAUCUGCAUAUGUACCAGAAGGGGCAGGAAGCGGAACGCAUCGCUCGCGCAGAUCAGGCUCUCGAAUUGGCACAUCGAGCACCCGAUAACAAAGUCUCUAUUAAUGAGUUGCUGCAUCAGUUGCAAAAUACCCAAGAUGAAUUGGAAAAUAUACGCGCAGCUGGGUGUAGAAAAGAAAGCGGCAGUAAUCAUGCUCUCCUUACUGCAAAAGAAGCAAUUUCGUUGUGGGUUCUUGGCGCCCGGAAGACAAUUUAUCGUCGAUUGUUGGAAGCGCAAAAGAAUCGCACCCACGUAGAUCCGGAGGUGACGUUGCAGUUCCUCAAGAGCGCCAUUUACUACUUCUUAACAGACAAGGAAAAUUCACAGGGGCAUUUGCAGGCCAUCGAGAGCAUAUUGGAGUUCACUGAGGCGGAGAAGCAAAAUAUCAAUAGAGCGCGCAUGGCCAAGUAAUGCGGAAAAUAUUUAGAAAGAAAACACAGUUACAUACAAACACACAUACAUACAAUAUGAUACGAUAAGUGUAAGCAUACGUACAUAUACACAAGCAAAUACUACAUAGAUAGUGCGUGUAGUUGGCGUAAUCGGAAUUCUUGAAAGACCAAAAGUGAUGUAAAGCAAUCCAAGUAUUUUUGCCGCUUGGUUAAGAAACGUUUUUAAUUAGAAAUGCUAAAUAUUUUCAAAUGCAAAUAUAUGUAUGUAGGAUAAAUAAAUAAGAAAUUACUUAUUAUAUAAUAUAAUAUUCACGUAUGUCGGUACCGCUAUGUAACUGUUAUGUGGGAGGUGAAGAGAAUUUAAGACGGCACGACAGACAUUUCGAAGUGCGAAUUUGAUAACUUUCAUUUUAUUUUAAUGUUUUAAAAUAAAUUUCGUAAAGUUUUUA